ACUCUAAAACAAAGCGUGGCGUCGCUUGGCGCUGGAAAUUUGAAGGUAACGUCCGAAAAGAGAGAUCGAUUUGUGCUCCAAAACAAGCUGAAAACACACUAAGGACCUCAAUAAAGUGGUAAAAGACAGCAAAAAAUAUGAAGGCAGUACCCCGUACGCCGAUGCGCGUCGUCCCAAAAACACCGCGGCCACCAAAAACUACGGAGAAACAGCGGCAAAACACCUCCGAUAAGGCCCGGGAUCCCGUGAACGUGUUCUGCCGGGUGCGACCACUCCAAUCCGAUGCGGAUCUCACCUCUCUGCGGGUGAAGAACUCCACAACGAUCGCCCUGAGUCCGCAGGAUCAGCUGCUGCAGCACCACAAGCAGCACAAUGGCGCCCAGCGGGAGAUUCAGUACAUCUUCAAGCACGUCUUUCAGCCGGAAGCCACGCAGCAGGAUGUGUACGUGUCGGUGGCCCAGCCACUGGUGGAGAAUCUGCUCAAGGGCCGGGACAGCCUGCUCUUCACAUACGGAGUGACUGGCAGCGGCAAGACGUACACUAUGACCGGGAAUCUGCGCCAUCGGGGCAUUCUGCCGCGCUGCCUGGACGUGCUCUUUCGCACCAUCUCCGAUUAUCAGGCCAAGAAGUUUGUCUUCCUGCCGGAGAAGCCAAACGGCUUCGAAAUCCUGUCCGAGGAGGAUGCCCUGCUGGAGCGCCAGAAGGAGAUGAAUCAGCGCUUUGCAGGCGCCGGUCGGUUUGCCUUCCGUCACAAGGAUUCCGAUCCGGAGAUAGCAUCUCAGGCCUCCGUGGAGCCAGUGCCGUUGCUGGGUUUGGAUGAGGACAACAUGUACUCGGUGUUUGUCACCUACACUGAGAUUUACAACAAUAGCGUUUACGAUUUGCUAGAGGAUACGGGCAGACAGGAGACUUUGCAGAGCAAAAUCAUUCGCGAGGAUGCCAACCGUCGCAUGUUCGUCCAUGGCGUCACUGAGGUGGAGGUCAAGACAGUGGAGGAGGCCCUAGAGGUCUUCCAAAUGGGCCAGAAGCGCAAGCGCAUGGGGCACACUGUUUUGAAUGCCGAAUCCAGUCGUAGCCACUCGGUGUUCAACAUUCGCUUGGUCCAGGCGCCCAUCGAUAGCCAGGGUGAGAAUGUGGUCCAGGACAGUCGGAACAUAACAGUGAGCCAGCUGUCCCUGGUGGAUUUGGCGGGCAGUGAGCGCUCCUCGCACAAAAACACUGGCGUGCGACUUAAUGAGGCGGGCAAGAUCAACAACUCAUUGAUGACGCUGCGCACUUGCCUGGAAUAUCUGCGCGAGAACCAGCUUGCAGCGGCCAGUGGUUUGCCACCCAAGAAGAUUCCCUAUCGCGAGUCCAAGAUCACACACAUAUUCAAGAGCUACUUCGAUGGCGAGGGACAGGUGUCCAUGAUUGUGUGCAUCAACCCGAGAAUCGAGGACUAUGAUGAGAAUAUUCAAGUGAUGAAGUUUGCCGAGAUGACCCAGGAGGUGCAGAUAGCCAGAGCCACACCCAUGAAACAAGACUUGGGUCUGACUCCUGGCCGUCGCAAGGCCAACAAGCUGUUCAAGAUUGCCAUUAACAAUCUGAACGAGCUGGGCAUUCCCGAGGCCAAGGACUUGGAGGUGGAUGUUGGACUGGUGUACAGUUUGGGACCCGACUUUCCCGCCUAUCAAAUGGACAGUCCCGAGGCGGAGGUCAAGAUCCGGGAGUUGAUGUACUAUCUGGAGCAGCGCAUUGAGAAGCGCAAGAAGCUGCGCGCCAAUAUGGACAUUAAGUGUGACAGCUUUCGGCAGAUGCUGAUGAACCUGGACCGCGACAAUCUACAGCUUCGCACUGAGCUCGCCUCCUUGAAGGCUGUGUACAAACAGGAGCGCGAUCGCAGCGCUGCCCUCGAGAAAAAGGUGCGCAUCCACGAGAGCUCCAUCGACGUGCUUAACAACACGUUGAGCAAGCGGGAACGACAGAUCGAGGAGCUGACCUUCAAGCUCAACGAGAAGGAGAACAUGCUGACCCAGAAGGAGCACGAGAAGGAGAAGCAAAAGAAGAAGUUUAGCUCCAAGUUGGCCGUCGAAUCGGACAAAAACAAGCGCGAGUUCGAGCUUAAGUUGCGGGAGCAGCGAACAAAACUGCAGGAACGCAUGCGCAUCAAGGACGAGAAGCUGCGCCUGGUCUCCAACAUUCUGCAGUCCGAGGAUCUGCCUAGUUUGCCGCGUUCCCAGAGCUCGGAGGAUAUACUGAACGAUAAGGAACGCGGGGCAUUCACAGUGCGAACAGAGACAUCAUCAGUGCCGGCUACACGAACAGAUAUUUACGCCACACCUCGUCAUGGAGCAGCUGCGGCCAACAACCGUCAUAGACGCUCUCGUUCUGCCGGCGACAAGUGGCUGGAGCACCGGGCCGCCAAUCCCGUGCCACUGGGAACCAUCAUGCAGCCGUACCUGAAGAAUCGCAAAUCGGUGACCAAACUGACGGACAUGAAGGAGCUAACCGCCCACGGAGCCAACAAGUAUUGCCUCGUCUCGCAGGAUGCGGAUACGGAUGGCGAUGUGGAGACCAAGCUGUACAAGGGCAACGUGAUCCCCACCUGCGGCGGCGGUGCCCAGGUGGUGUUCAACGAUGUGGAGUGCCUGAAGCAGAAGUCGCCGGUACACUCGCCCACGCGAAAGCGACCCAGCAAUGGCACCAUCUCCGCUCUGGGAGGCGGUGUAGUGCCCAGCACGGUCACCUCCGUCCAGGAUGUGGCCUCGCGCUGCAAUCUCGGCAUCGAGGGACACAGCAGCAAGAAGUCAAAGAUCUAGGGAGAAUAGUUUUGACACUACGUUGAAUUCUUAAAGUCAAAUACCCAAUUAGCGUAUAGUUAUUUAGUUUCACUAACUUAAAUUUAAGUUUAUUAUCCAUUAUGGUUUUGGAGUUGAAUCGCAUUGAAGUGAUUUAUUUGAUUAAAGACAAGUUAAUCUGUAUAAA
Molecule: messenger RNA, 2964 nt
Organism: Drosophila gunungcola (fruit fly)
Lineage: Eukaryota; Metazoa; Arthropoda; Insecta; Diptera; Drosophilidae
Gene: pav
Product: kinesin-like protein KIF23
Biological process (GO): microtubule-based movement
Cellular component (GO): kinesin complex; microtubule; nucleus
Molecular function (GO): microtubule binding; ATP binding; ATP hydrolysis activity
Source: RefSeq, a predicted model, not a curated record